Messenger RNA from Hemisphaericaspora subhashii, 1074 nucleotides. RefSeq names its product inositol polyphosphate multikinase (gene IPK2). Gene Ontology annotation, molecular function: inositol hexakisphosphate kinase activity; inositol-1,4,5,6-tetrakisphosphate 3-kinase activity. Bases 1 to 1074 code for a protein of 357 amino acids. The transcript has a single exon. Gene Ontology annotation, cellular component: nucleus; cytoplasm. The record is from RefSeq and is a predicted model, not a curated record. Lineage: Eukaryota; Fungi; Ascomycota; Pichiomycetes; Serinales; Debaryomycetaceae. Gene Ontology annotation, biological process: inositol phosphate biosynthetic process; phosphatidylinositol phosphate biosynthetic process.
AUGUAUGUCCCUUCUAAACAUCAAGCAGCAGGUCAUGAUGGAUGUUUAACAUUAGAAGAUGGAUCUUUAUUUAUUAAAUUAACAGUACAACAAGAAAUAGACUUUUAUACCCAAACUCAAACAAGAGAUAAUUCAAAUUUAACAGAAAAUGAUUUACCGGGUUCUAAAUUAAUAGAUUGGAUGCCUGUAUAUAUGGGUACAUUAACUCAAGGUGAUAUAACUAAAGAUACUCUGAUUCAUAGUGAUAUUACAAUUGAAUCUACUACUACUUCCCAAAAACAAUAUAUUGUGUUACAUAAUUGUUAUCAUGGUUUUAAACAUCCUAGUAUUUUAGAUAUUAAACUUGGAUCUAAACUUACUGAUGAUCAAACUACUCCAAUUGAGAAAAUUGCUAGACUUCAAAAGGUUUCGGAAUCAACUACAAGUGGAUCACUUAGUUUCCGUAUAUGUGGAAUGAAGAUAUAUAAUGGUGAUUCAGAUUCAAAACCACAUCGAGAAUUAUAUUCAAAUAUGAAUGAUUCUUCAGUUUCGGUUAAUCAAGAGAAUAUUAAUGAGAAUUAUCUUGAAUUUAAUAAAUUUUAUGGUAGAUCACUUGAUCUUCAAAAUAUAAAACAAGGCAUUUCAUUAUAUUUUGAUCAUCAUUUAAGGAAACUUCCAAAGGGUCAAUUUAUGAUUCGAAAAUUGAUACUGAGUUUUCAUAAACGAUUACAAUUAUUAUAUAAUUGUUUAUUGGAUUAUGAGAUUCGAAUUUUCUCGGGAUCCUUGUUGUUUAUUUAUGAAAAUGAUUUGAAUAAAUGGGCAGGUGCGUUGGAUGGAGAUGACGAGAUGUAUGAAGAGUUGGAUCCUUUGAUUCAUGUUCCAAUUAUUGAAGAUGAGGAUGAGGAUGAGGAUGAGGAUGAUGAGAACCCUCAAGACAACGUGAAUUCCCCCUUGAGUGCAUUAAAGUUGAUAGAUUUCGCCCAUGCAAAAUAUGUAGAAGGUCAAGGUCAUGAUGAAAAUAUCCUUCAAGGAAUUGAAAACUUGAUUGAUAUAUUUCAACAAUUAUUGAAUGAACAAAUCGAUCUAAAACAUUAA